AAACACGAGUUCUUUGUGGACAUGACCUGUGAAGGCUGCUCCAAUGCGGUCACCCGUGUCCUGCACAGGCUGGGAGGUGUCCAGUUUGAUAUUGACCUGCCCAACAAGAAGGUGUGCAUCGACUCGGAGCACAAUGUUGACACCCUACUGGAAACCCUAAAGAAGACUGGAAAGAACGCUUCCUACCUUGGGGAGAAGACCGUGCAGUAGCCUUGCCUGGUGAACUCAAACAUGACUUCAGCAAAAAGAUGGCUUAACUGUUUGUAUAUCUCCCAACUUGCUCUGUCGUUUGACCUUUACUACCCUGCCAGAUGUCGGAAAGCAGAGGGCUGGCAGAAGACAGCUGCGUCUUGGGCUUUAAAAGUGGAGAAAUCUAGAGGAGGAGGUUAUAUGCUGUUUCUAGUCCCGCAGUAAAUCGAGGUGCUGCUUCUAUCUUUCAGUGC
This is a messenger RNA of Aptenodytes forsteri (emperor penguin), 443 nucleotides long. It is a transcript of the gene ATOX1, whose product is annotated as antioxidant 1 copper chaperone. Gene Ontology annotation, cellular component: cytosol. Gene Ontology annotation, biological process: copper ion transport. The coding region runs from base 22 to 210 and encodes 62 amino acids. The record is from RefSeq and is a predicted model, not a curated record. Gene Ontology annotation, molecular function: metal ion binding; copper chaperone activity. Lineage: Eukaryota; Metazoa; Chordata; Aves; Sphenisciformes; Spheniscidae. The transcript has 4 exons.